Molecule: messenger RNA, 1521 nt
Organism: Gastrolobium bilobum
Lineage: Eukaryota; Viridiplantae; Streptophyta; Magnoliopsida; Fabales; Fabaceae
Product: endoglucanase 17-like
Exons: 8
Coding region: 1-1521 (506 amino acids)
Biological process (GO): carbohydrate metabolic process
Molecular function (GO): hydrolase activity, hydrolyzing O-glycosyl compounds
Source: RefSeq, a predicted model, not a curated record
AUGACUCUCUUUCUUUCCUUCAAUACCCUUCUAUCUCUUUUUCUCUCUACUAUUCUGCUUCAUUGUGAUGCCUUCCCAGUCCAUUACAAUCACCCCUUGCACCCUCGCCACCCUCGAUUUGCCACUCAUAACUACAGAGAUGCUCUCACCAAAUCUAUUAUUUUCUUUGAAGGCCAGAGGUCAGGGAAGCUUCCUUCUAAUCAGAGAAUGUCUUGGAGAAGGGACUCUGGUCUCUCUGAUGGCUCAGCUAUGCAUGUUGAUUUGGUUGGAGGGUACUAUGAUGCUGGGGACAAUAUCAAGUUUGGUUUUCCUAUGGCCUUUACCACCACUAUGCUUUCAUGGAGCGUUAUUGAGUUUGGUGGGUUAAUGAAAGGUGAGUUGCAGAAUGCCAGAGAGGCCAUUCGUUGGGCUACUGAUUAUCUUCUCAAAGCUACUGCACAUCCAAACACCAUUUAUGUUCAGGUGGGAGAUGCUAAGAAGGACCAUGCCUGUUGGGAGAGACCUGAGGACAUGGACACACCAAGAAGUGUCUUUAAGAUAGAUGCAAACACACCUGGUUCAGAAGUUGCUGCUGAAACUGCUGCAGCUCUUGCAGCUGCUUCUCUGGUUUUCAGAAGAAGUGACCCCUUAUACUCCAAAACUCUAGUCGCGAGGGCUAUCAGGGUCUUCCAGUUUGCUGAUAAAUACAGGGGAUCCUACAGCAAUGCCUUGAAGCCCAUUGUGUGCCCUUUCUAUUGUUCUUACUCUGGUUAUCAGGAUGAGUUGUUGUGGGGUGCUGCUUGGCUGCACAAGGCUACCAAGAAUCCAAUGUACCUAAACUACAUUCAAGUUAACGGCCAGAUCCUUGGUGCUGCAGAGUUUGACAACACUUUUGGGUGGGAUAACAAGCACGUUGGAGCAAGGAUACUACUUUCGAAGGAAUUUCUUGUUCAAAAGGUACAAUCUCUCCAUGACUACAAGGGUCAUUCGGAUAGCUUUGUCUGUUCUCUAAUUCCCGGGGACUCUUCUGCCCAAUAUACCCCAGGUGGGCUUCUGUUUAAGAUGAGCGAUAGCAACAUGCAGUAUGUCACGUCCACCUCCUUCUUACUGUUAACAUAUGCCAAAUACUUAACCUCAUCCCAUAUGGUUGUGAACUGUGGUGGAACCACAUUAACCCCAAAGAGGCUCCGUACAAUAGCCAAGAAACAGGUGGAUUACUUGCUAGGAGACAACCCUUUGAAGAUGUCCUACAUGGUGGGGUAUGGUCCAAGGUACCCACGAAGGAUACACCACAGAGGCUCAUCUCUUCCGUCCGUUUCUGUGCACCCUGGAAAGAUCCAAUGCUCAGCAGGCUUCGGUGUGAUGAAUUCGCAAUCUCCCAACCCCAACAUUCUAGUGGGUGCCGUUGUUGGUGGACCGGACCUGCAUGAUAGGUUCCCAGAUGAACGGUCAGAUUAUGAGCAAUCAGAGCCAGCUACAUAUAUUAACGCACCCCUUGUUGGAACACUAGCUUAUCUUGCACACUCAUUUGGUCAACUUUAG